AUGGCGUCAGCCGACUAUGCUUUCAACCCUGAACGCCAUGGCGACUACGGAGGACCCGAGCGGCGCAAUACGUACGACAGCAGGACGGGCACCUUGCUCGACUCACAAGGCUACUUCUCCGACUUCGCUGGCCAACAGGCUUACGAUCAGAUGCCCUCGGAGCAGUAUGGCGGACCCCAGCGCUACUCUGCCAGCGAUGCCUUUUCCCCGACAGCCGCAAUGGCUCCUCCAAUGCUCUCGACGAACGACCUUCCCACCGACGAGAUUCUCGAGUUUCUAAUGCCCCUAGAGCCUCGCGAGGUCCCCUUUGCCAUAUCCGACCCGCACAAUUCGCACGUCCAGAUGUCUCAGUUCGACAACAUAGCUGCCGUGCUGCGCCAUCGGGGUCGCACAUCAGCCAAGCUCCCUGCGUACUGGGUGCUCGACAGCCGCGGGAAAGAGACUGCAUCUAUAACCUGGGAUAAGCUUGCUUCUAGGGCGGAGAAGGUGGCUCAGGUCAUAAGAGACAAGAGUUCUUUGUACCGUGGGGACCGGGUCGCCCUGAUAUAUCGCGACACUGAGGUCAUCGACUUCGCCAUCGCCUUGCUUGGGUGUUUUAUCGCCGGCGUCGUGGCUGUGCCCAUCAACGAGCUUCAAGACUACCAGAAACUGAACCUGAUCCUGACCUCCACACAAGCACACCUUGCCUUGACGACCGACAACAACUUGAAGGCAUUCCAGCGAGACAUCACCGUACAGAAGCUCACGUGGCCCAAGGGCGUCGAGUGGUGGAAGACAAACGAGUUCGGCAGCUAUCAUCCCAAGAAGAAGGACGAUACCCCGGCACUGUCCGUGCCAGACCUGGCCUAUGUCGAGUUUUCCAGAGCCCCAACCGGCGACCUGAGAGGCGUGGUUCUGAGCCACCGGACCAUCAUGCACCAGAUGGCUUGCCUGAGCGCCAUUGUAUCCCAAGUACCUGGCAACUCUCCCGGAGAUACCUUCAGUCAAUCUCUGCGCGACAAGAACGGACGGCUGAUUGGCGGUAGCGCAGGCAGCGAGAUCCUGCUCUCGUAUUUGGAUCCCCGUCAGGGCAUAGGCAUGAUUCUCGGGGUCCUUCUCACUGUAUACGGCGGACAUACUACCGUCUGGGUCGAGAAUAAGGCCGUCGAGGUGCCGGGUCUCUACGCGCAUCUCAUCACCAAAUACAAGGCUACACUUAUGGUGGCCGACUAUCCUGGGCUCAAGCGGGCCGCCUACAACUACCAGCAGGAUCCAAUGACGACUCGGAACUUUAAGAAGGGAACCGAACCGAAUUUCCAGUCGGUCAAGCUAUGUCUGAUAGAUACCGUCACCGUUGACAGCGAGUUUCAUGAGGUCUUGGCAGAUCGAUGGCUGCGGCCGCUGCGAAAUCCGAGAGCGCGAGAAGUUGUGGCUCCCAUGCUGUGCCUUCCUGAACAUGGAGGCAUGGUCAUCAGCGUACGUGACUGGUUGGGGGGUGAGGAGCGCAUGGGAUGCCCCCUCAAGCUGGACGUAGACGACGAUGAAGAUUCUGAGGAGGAGAAGGUCCAGGAGGAGAAGGAAAAGCCGUCCAAUGGCUUUGGAAGUCUCCUCAGUGGCGGCCCGACCAAUGUCACAGAAGAGCGCGCCAAGAACGAGCUGAGCGAGGUACUGCUCGACAGGGAAGCAUUGAAGUCCAACGAGGUUCUGGUCGUUGCCAUAGGUGACGAGGCCCGAAAGAAGGCCAACGACCCGAGUACGGUCCGCGUUGGAGCCUUCGGAUACCCGAUACCUGACGCCACACUGGCCGUUGUCGAUCCAGAGACAGGUCUGCUUUCCUCGCCGCAUUCGAUCGGUGAGAUCUGGGUGGAUUCUCCCUCUCUAUCGGGUGGAUUUUGGGCUUUGCCUAAGCAUACAGAGCAGAUCUUCCAUGCCAGGCCUUUCAAGUUUGAACCAGGCAACCCCACACCGACUGCUGUCGAGCCUGAGUUCCUUCGAACCGGUCUUCUCGGCACUGUCAUCGAGGGCAAAAUCUUUGUUCUGGGGCUAUACGAGGACCGCAUCAGACAAAAGGUGGAGUGGGUCGAGCAUGGACACGAAAUUGCAGAGUACCGGUACUUCUUUGUUCAGCACAUCGUUGUCAGCAUCAUGCGUAACAUCCCCAAGAUUUUCGACUGCUCAGCAUUCGACAUAUUUGUCAACGAAGAGCAUCUGCCCGUCGUGGUGCUCGAGUCGACAGCAGCGUCGACGGCACCUGCAACUUCCGGCGGCCCACCACGACAGCUGGAUACGGCUCUUCUCGACUCCCUAUCGGAGAGGUGCAUGGAGAUUUUAAUGCAAGAACACCAUUUGCGUGUUUACUGCGUAUUGAUCACCGCACCAAACUCGCUGCCCAGAGUCCAGAAGAACGGCCGUAGGGAGAUCGGGAACAUGCUCUGCCGCAAGGAAUUUGACCUUGGUAACCUGCCUGCGGUUCACGUCAAGUUUGGUGUGGAACAUGCCGUACAGAAUCUGCCUGUUGGUGUCGACCCAAUGGGUGGUAUCUGGUCCCUCCUUGCUUCAGAGUCACGGGCCGACGUGCUAGGCCCUGUCGAGAGACAGUAUUCUGGCAUUGACCGUCGAGAAGUUGUCAUCGACGACCGUACUUCGACUCCUCUCAACAAUUUCAAGAGCAUUACCGACCUCAUCCAGUGGAGAGUAGCCAGGCAACCUGAAGAGUUGUCAUACUGCACGAUCGACGGCAAGGGCAAAGAGGGCAAGGGCAUUACCUGGAAGAAAUUCGAUACCAGGGUGGCAGCAGUUGCCAUGUAUCUCAAGAAUAAGGUUAAGAUCCGGCCUCGAGAUCAUAUCAUUCUCAUGUACACCCACUCGGAGGAAUUUGUCUUCGCGGUACAUGCAUGCAUCAACCUUGGCGCUAUCGUCAUUCCCUGCGCUCCGAUGGAUCAAAAUCGUCUGCCCGAAGAUGUGCCGGCUUUCCUCCAUCUUGUCGGCGACUACAAUGUCAGGGCUGUACUAGUCAACCAGGACGUUGACCAUCUUCUGAAGAUGAAGCCGGUAGCUCAGCAUGUCAAGCAGUCUGCGUCCAUCCUGAAGAUAGGUGUGCCGCCUGUUUACAACACCACCAAGCCACCGAAGCAGAACAAUGGACUAAGAGAUCUGGGUAUUACGGUGGACCCUUCAUGGGUCCAGCCCGGCUACCCGGUCGUCAUUUGGACGUACUGGACUCCCGAUCAGCGAAGACUCGCUGUACAGCUGAGCCACGAGACGAUCUUGGGCAUGUGCAAGGUCCAGAAGGAGACGUGUCAGAUGACUAGCUCCAGGCCUGUCUUGGGCUGUGUUCGGAGUACCACAGGCCUAGGCUUCAUCCACACCUGCCUGAUGGGCAUCUAUAUUGGCACGCCCACCUACAUAUUAUCGCCGGUGGAGUUCGCACAGAAUCCCAUGUCGCUAUUCAUGAUCCUCUCCCGGUAUAAGAUCAAAGACACGUACGCGACGCCUCAGAUGCUCGACCACGCGAUGGCUCUGAUGCCCGGAAAGGGGUUCACCCUGCAUGAGCUGAAGAACAUGAUGAUCACCGCGGAGGGCCGCCCACGUAUCGACAUCUUCCAGAAGGUUCGACUGCAUUUCGCAGCAACUGGACUCGACCGCACAGCGAUCAACACGGUCUACUCUCAUGUGCUGAACCCGAUGAUUGCAUCGCGUUCAUACAUGUGCAUAGAGCCAAUCGAGUUGUGGCUGGACACCAAGGCCCUCCGAAGAGGUCUUGUCAUACCCACCGACGUCGAUACCGAUCCCAAGGCAUUGCUCGUACAAGAUUCCGGCAUGGUUCCUGUAUCAACACAGAUAGCAAUCGUCAACCCCGAGAGCCGACUUCUCUGCGGAGACGGCGAGUACGGUGAGGUAUGGGUCGACUCGGAGGCCUGUGUCAAGGGCUUCUAUGGCUCGAAAGACAUAUUUGAUGCCGAACGGUUCGAUGGCCGGACGAUCGACGGCGAUCCGAACAUUAGCUAUGUCCGUACUGGAGACCUCGGGUUUCUUCACAACGUCAGCAGACCCAUCGGCCCAGGCGGUGCUCAGGUGGAUAUGCAGGUGCUAUUUGUGCUGGGCAGCAUCGGCGAGACAUUCGAGAUCAAUGGGCUUAGCCAUUUCCCCAUGGAUAUCGAGGCUUCUGUAGAACGAAGUCAUCGGAAUAUCAUGACUGGCGGCUGCGCUGUGUUUCAAGCCGGUGGCCUCGUCGUGGUCAUCGUCGAAGUAGGCCGCAAGGCUUAUCUCGCAUCCAUUGUCCCUGUAAUUGUCAAUGCCAUCCUCAACGAGCAUCAGGUGGUCGUCGAUAUUGUUGCUUUUGUCCACAGGGGCGAUUUUCCCCGCUCUCGCCUGGGUGAGAAGCAGAGAGGCAAAAUCCUGGCUGGUUGGGUUUCCCGCAAGAUGAGGACGAUAGCACAGUUCGCCAUCCGCGACACCUCCACCAACUUGGGGGCUGGCGAAGCUGAAGGUGCCCCAGACGGGCAUAGGGCAAGCUACGGCAGCUUCAGAAGCAGUAGUGGCGCACAGAUCGGCCUGGCGGCGGUGGGCAGUACGUUGCGCAACGUCGAACCGGCCCCUCAGAUACUUGAGCAGAGAGAGCUGGAGCAACAGCUCGAGCACAUGGGUGCCCUUCCACCUGAGGAAAUGAGAACUGGACUUGCUCAUGGCAGUGAUUCUCACACGAACGGCCGUGACGAGAUGACACCGACAGGGCCACGCGCCUCUCAGGAUUCUCAUGCUUUCGACCUUCCCGAUUUCAACCAAUUCGACUCAACCGAUGUACCGCCAGGUGUUGGUCCCAAGCCGACCCAGCAGACCCCCGAGAUCAGGCUGGCCGAAUUCCAGGAAAGCGGGCAGAUGGUUGAUUGGCGGGGCCACCCUGUUUCACAGGACGGCGCAGGCGGCCACGCCCGCAAUUCAUCGAUACAGAAUGACGAAGACUGGGCCGCUGAUGCCAUCGCCGGAAUGAAUCUCGUCGAUCGAAAUGAUAUAGGCAGGGGCUACUAG
Molecule: messenger RNA, 5007 nt
Organism: Cryphonectria parasitica EP155
Lineage: Eukaryota; Fungi; Ascomycota; Sordariomycetes; Diaporthales; Cryphonectriaceae
Exons: 2
Coding region: 1-5007 (1668 amino acids)
Cellular component (GO): cytosol
Source: RefSeq, a predicted model, not a curated record